AUGCUGGGCAGGUUUCGACUUUUAUAAUUUACAUCAAAGCCGAUUUUCUGCCCAAUUUUCAGGGAAUUUCCAGCCGCAAAGUAAAAUGACCUUUCUCUUAAAAAAAUGUUUGCUUUCUUGGAUCUCAAAAAAUAGCAAAAACCAGGUUUGUGACAAAUGUUUCUGAAAAGAACUGGCCAUCAAACUCAUCACAAUAAAGGAAGAAGCGUCAAAUCACGGCUGAUAAAGGGAGAAACGGCGGAGCCGCCACUUGUCCGUCAACAGCGUGCAACCAUAAGAAAAGCAUAAAACGUUUGUCGUCCGGCGGCGCCGAGACCUGCGACAGCUGUCCGCCACUCGGCCGUCGGCAGUUCGAUCUAGCCGUCGACUCGUCGAUGCGUCGAUGAUCCGCCACGUCUUCUUCCUCUUCUUUCUACUGGCGGGGUCCGCCGGCGCAAUAGUCGGCGUCCAGCGGAGCGACUGCGUCCGAAACUGCUCCCACAUCGAGUCAGACCAGGAGUUCGGCGUCUGUCUCAGCGAAUGCAGCAAACUGCCCCGUCUAGACAAUGUCGCCGAUGUCGAAAGUUUGAUUUCUCUUUCUCAUUUUUUUCCCCUAUUUAUCGUCAAUGGAAAAUAUAUCCCUUGAAUCAGAAAAAUCACGAGCUUUUUGUUUAUUACUUUCUUUGAGUUUAAAAAAAUAUAAAAAUGGGGAGAUGAAUUGUAAUGGAGAAUUCAUAAAUUUAAUCCUCUCGCUUUCCGUUUUUCAUUUUUUUAUGAAUUAAAAAAAUUUUUUUCAAGAUUGGUUUCCAUUUUUUUCAGAAUUUCUUGAAUUAGUGUUUCGUAAUCUAAUUUAAAGCAAAAAGGGUAAAUCAGUGGGAUAGAGAAAGUAAAUCCGAUUUGAAACUACUAUGAAAUUUUACCUAAAAAAAUUCUUAAGGGGCCAUAUUUGUUUAAAAAAAGCCGCCGGAAAAAUAUUUUAGGACUGUAUUAUAUGUUUUUUUUUUGCAAAAUUUGGGUAUCGUUCUUGAAACUUUCACAUUCUCAAUCGAUUGAUUUCACUUCCUUCCAACGAAAAUCUGACUUUUCGAUUUCGAAGUUUCCCGAUAAAAAUUUCAUACUUUAGAUCAAUAUUUUCCUCAUAUUUUACUACUAACAAUGGGAAACUCGGCGGAAUGGCUAACAAAUUCCGAAGCUCCAUGGGGUGUUACACUUUGAUCAAGCGACAAGUGUUUUGGGGAGAGCGAAGUGAGAACAUCAAACUCUCAACGUGCUCUUCGCAUCAAUUUACAUUCAAAAAGAAACAGAACAGAAAAAAAAUAAUCACGUUUUUCAAGUUUCUUUUUCCUUUCAUCGCAUUCAUUAAAAAAAUAAUAAUAAGAUUUCAUUUAUAUAACGUAACUAUUCAGUUUGCUAAAGGACAAUUUUUUUCCGAUGAUAUCUAUGUAUUAUUGAAGGUUAUUCAUUUGAUCUAUUGAGGAAAACCGAAAAACUUUCGAGAAAAUCGAUCUCUACUCAAGAAAGAUAAACCAAUAGCGGUCAACCAUCCAUCAUUUCAGCUCGGUUACCAAGAAAAAACAUGAAACUUGAGGGUUUUUCGAAUUAGAGGUAACUAAAAGUUAACGAAAAAGAUUUAUUGAAAAAAAUCAGACAUUCUAUGAAACUCGUCUUGGGGAAGAUUUUUGCGAUAGGAGUCAAUAUAACCUUUUUCCCCCAUCGCCUCACCGUUUGAGUUGAAUGAAGAGUUGAAUGUUAAAUGAAUUGAAUACCAAUAUCGGUUGCAGUGUUCGCUCUGCCGCCUAGCAAGGCGUGGGCCGCGACCGAGGUCGUCAUGGACAGCGGGAAGAUUUUGGAGACGUCGGUGCAGUGGACGGCCCCAGAAGGUCUGUCGUCUCUCCGUUUUUCGUGAUGUCUCGUUGCAGACUCGCUGCGCACCGGCUUCUACCUCCGUUACAGCGCCGUCGAGCAACGAUGUCAGCGCCAUUUUCCCGGCUAUUUCACUUCUAGCCUUCCAGCGGUUUCUUUUUUCUUUUUUAUUACUAAGAUCUGAUUUCAAUCUUACCAAAAAUUAAUUUAUGCAUAAAAAAUGAGAUUUUUUCCAUAGUUUUUGAAGUGAUUUUUGAAAAAGAAUGAUUCUAUUAAAAGUCUUUAGUGGCUGGUUCAAAGACGACGCAAAAGUCUUGCAUGACCCAUUUUUUUUUUAAAUUUUUGUGCUCUGAAAUUACGAAAUUAACAACAAAGAAAAUUGUGUAGAAAAAAAACCGCAAAGCUUCCUAAUCUUGCGAUGAAAAUAUUUUUUUUUUUUCUUUUUUGGAGUAUUGCAUUCGGACAGUUUGAUACAAAGAUAAAUUUUCAAAAAGUUGGUCAGCCGCCAAAUUGAAUGAAAAAAUGUUGUAUCCACUUAAAAUUAAUUCCUUUUUCAAGAUAAAUUUUGAUGUUCGAGGUGAAUAGCGACUACAUCUUGGAUCCAACCUAUAUUCGGAACCUACCUCCCUUUUGCAGGACUCGCGCUCCCACAAGAUUCCGCUGGAGUUCCAUGGACAUCCGUUGAUCGUGGACCACGGCUGCAGCUACCGACUGCAGAUGCACUCGAUACCGUACCCAGCCGGAGACGCGCGAUUUCUCGUCGAGGCGCAGCACAAGGUGCCGGAGUGCAUCGGCAAGUACUGCGAGUGCAAAGACGACGCCGUGCCGAACGCCGAAAAUCCCAAGGCCGAGGAAGUACGCGACGGGGUACUGCUCACCUGGAAGUUCCAGCAGACGCCUGCGCGGCAGUACACCUUUUACGCCGAUCUUUAUGAGAGGUACAAAAGAUUUCCGAAAGUUUUGAUGUUUCACCUGUUCAACAACCUCUCCGUCGAAGCUUACACCUUGCUCGACAGCAGUGAACACAAAAAUUCUUAAUUUAUUAAUCAAUACUUCAAUUCACACAAAAAAAAUAUUGAAGUGUUGAAGAAUAUACAUAUUCUUUGAAAACGUCUCUACUUCUUUUUUUUGCAAAAUGUUCAACUUCUUUUUCUUCUUCCAAGAUACUUCUUUUUUUAUUUAUUCAAAUCCAUGAAAAUCUUCAGAUUCACGGCUCCCAUCAAACUUCUCUCUGACAGACCCUUCAACUUCCAAAUCGUCAACGAUGAGCCGUUCGAGUUUCGUGCCGAGCCUGUAAAAACAUCGUGCAACUGAACUUUCUCAUGGAAACACCUCAGGGAGAAGAUUUUUUCGAACGGCUGUUGCCACACGAGCUGAAACGCAACGAGCAGUACAAGGUUUCGCUGUUUGCGGUCGACGACCUCUUCUGCCACAACACCGACGUCUUCGCUUUCUUCAACACGUCGGACGACGUUCCUACCAGACGUAUUUCUUUCCGAAGUAAUGAAAAAAAAGAUAAAAACGUUACAGAAGUGAACACAACGGCCACGAUACCAACCACCAGCCUGCCCAAGGAGAAUGUUUUUGGAGCUGAGGUCCUUGCUGCCACUGAAGGCAUCGGGAAGGCCUCUUCCAUCUCUCCGCAUAGACUUCUCAUGGUCGGACUCAUUAGUAACAUUACUUUGACCUGUCUCUCUCUCUCAGGAAUCAACUUUCUUUCUGGUUAUCUUGUUAGGAGUGGCGUGCCUCAGCCCGGUAUGUACCAUCAGCAUCCUUUUGAUCAUUCGCCGGUGAGUGGAUUUUUCGAAAAGGUCGAAUUAGUAAGGUUUAGAAGAAGGAAAAACCUGAAAAGAAGGUCGAGCAAAUUCGGUGGCUGGACGCUUUCUCAUUCUCGGCACUCAAUCAUGGAAACGAAUAUUCUGUACCGCCAGCCACUGGACAUUGUAAGCCAGUCUCUGGAGGCAACGGACUGGCGGAUCCGAUCCUGCGACAUCGCCGUCGGUAGUGUCAUAGGUUCGAAGGAUCUUGUUCUGAUCGAAAAAAACGUUGAUCCAGGAGAAGGAGCGUUCGGACUCGUGUGCAAAGGGACAUUGAGAGCAAACGGAUUGCUGGUUCGAGUGGCUGUCAAACAGCUCAAGGCGAACGCCGUCGACGAGGAGCGCGAGGAGUUCAAUGGGGAAAUUCGCAUGAUGCAAGUGGUGAGAAGCUCUCUUCAGAAACGUAUUCAGAAAAAAAAAUCUCUGAUCUAAACGAACUAUUCAUCAAAUGAAAUAGGUAUUAGGGCUUCUUACAUCGUGGAUAUUUGGACUUUGGGGUUCCUAGACGGGGUGUGAAAACAGUAUAGUUGAAAUGGUUGAGGUGGGUCGUCACGAAAACAUCGUCGCCAUGUACGGAUACUGUUUGGACGAAGAGAUGCAGUGCAUGGUGAUGGAAUAUGUUCCAUACGGAGACCUCAAACACUACCUGCAGAACGUCCGCAAGCAGGUGAGAACAAUUUUCGACAAAAAACCGACAAAUUAACGCUCCGUUAAAAAAAGAAUGGACAGAAAGGAAAGCAGAGCAAAAAAACCUGAAAAAAACUCACUUUUUUUCAGCUUUUUAUUGUAAUUGAUUUUUCUUUAAAAAAACAAUCAAAUCUGGUACAUCUGUUGAUUCUCGGCGAAGAAGUUUUUUUCAUUAUAAAAUAUAAAAUUAAAAUUAAAAAAAUGUAAUAUACAAAACUGUUUAUGAUUAGGGCGAGAGUCCCAUAACCGCAGUCGAAUGUUCAUUUUUUUCGUGAAAGUCACGCUUAUAAAAGUGAACUUUUUUUGAUAGAUAUGAAGAAAUGGAUGGAUGUCAUAAAUUUCAAAAACUUCAAACACCAUAUGCUAAUAAUAGCUCAAAGCUCGGAGCAACACACGGACGAUAAUUAUCAAAGUCGGUGAACGACAGUUGUCGCCCGAGGGAAAAAGUCGCGUUUCCCAGGGACAUUUCUUUGUUUUAUCUUCCCGGCUACGAAUCAAUCACCCAUUAUAUUGAAGCAUUCGACGUUCCCGCUGCUGCUGCAACAGUCCGAGUGCGACAUGACCUCCUCGGUCAGCGAGAAGAUGCAGUACACGUUGGAUCCGCAAGAGCUCCACUCAUUCGCCAUACAAGUCGCAAACGGCAUGGUUGGUGUCAAGAAUUUACGACUUAUUAAAAAUUAUUUUUCUUUCUUUCAUCAUUGAUGAGUCUUUUGAUUUUUUAGUUUAUCUUUUUUUUAAAUCGUAUUUUUGAUCUUCAAACUUUUUGAACUAUUCUAUGCCUUUAUUUUGCAACUCUGGAUCCCCUUGCUAAUCAAUGUAAAAAUAGAUGGUUCCAAAGAGAAAUCCACAGAUCGUGCGCAUUAUAAAUCUCCAUUUAAAUUCGUAAAAUCACUCAUAGUCCGAAAAAAAUAAUUUCUCAUUUUAGGCACAUCUGGAAGCCUUGGGAAUAACUCACCGAGACCUCGCCGCACGAAAUAUCCUGGUCGGCGAGGGUAAGAAGCUCAAAAUCAGCGACUUCGGAAUGUCAAGACCUGGCGUCUAUGUCAAAAUGAGCCGAGGUGAACAAAACUACCCCGUUUAAGAGUUUCUCAACGUCGAUUUAGGAGUGAUUCCGCUGCGAUGGCUGAGCCCAGAGGCCAUCAGCGAGAACACCUAUUCGACGAAGAGCGACGUUUGGGUAAACACAUUUGCGUUGAAGUGUUACUUAGUAAUAAUUCAGGCCUACGGGGUCGUCUUAUGGGAGAUUCUCACUCUUGGCGGCUUUCCCUACGUGUCCAUCGCCGACAAAGACCUUCAUCAACAUCUUCUGGAGGGCAAACGACUCGAAAAGCCUCCUCACUGCUCCAUUCAGAUGUAAAAAAAACUCAAUUUACGAAUAGAAUCAACCUAAUUGGAUUUGCAGCUAUGAACUGAUGUCGCAAAGCUGGAAACUCGACCCUCGGGAAAGGCCGUCUUUCAUCACAAUCGCUCAAAUGCUGAAUGGCCUGCAGUGUCCCUACGUCGACUUCACACCUCCUAGUUCAUUACCCCCUCAAGGUUAGAAUCGAAAAUAGUGCUUUUUGAAGGCUGAACUUCAGAAAUCACCCCUAAAACGCCUUGA
Molecule: messenger RNA, 5946 nt
Organism: Caenorhabditis auriculariae
Lineage: Eukaryota; Metazoa; Nematoda; Chromadorea; Rhabditida; Rhabditidae
Source: the annotation of a GenBank genome assembly